This is a messenger RNA of Porites lobata, 7594 nucleotides long. NCBI's taxonomy places the organism in Eukaryota, Metazoa, Cnidaria, Anthozoa, Scleractinia, Poritidae. The record is from the annotation of a GenBank genome assembly.
UCCCUUCGAUUUCCUUGCAGAAAGGUGAGCAGAUUGAUGUAUAGAUUGUACAGUGAAUCAAGGCAGGAGCCUCGCAGCGAGGAUCAAGGAACACGCAGGAAUGUCAAAGAACUUCACUACACAUCUAUCAAAGUAAAAGGAAGAUUUGAUGGAGGAAGUAAAGGUGGCAAGUGUAGAUAUUUAAACUUUCUUUCUCGAAAAAAUAGGUCAAGUAUUGAAGAAGGUCUGAGUGGAUGCAUCAUGACUGAUUGUCUCAGUGAAAGCUUAUUGCAGUUGUCAAUCUUGUGCGACCUUGACUUCAUUGUAGAGCGAAGUAAGCUAAAUUUAGUGAAUGUCAAUUUCUUUCUUGCAUGGCUUUUAGCGUUUACGAAGUCAUUCGCGUGGCUUGUGUGUCGCAUUGUAAACAAACCAACUACGCGAUAGACAGGCCACGCGAACGACUUUGUAAACGCUUAAAGCCAUGCAAGAGAGACUGAACCUCUGCUCGUAGGGUAAGCAGCUGCAGUGUUUUUUUUUACAAUUCUGUCACGAUGUUUCAAGGCAAAGGAGCCCAAAGAUGAUCGACUUAUUUAAUUGCCCGGAAAAGAUUGGAGAUGACCAAAAACGUGUUUUAAAAAAAUUAAAAAUCGUUGGUGAGAAGAAAGAAACAGACAAGAUCAGAGCCAAUAAAAUGAUCAGGGAAGCCCAAUAAAACAUGAUCAGGUUCAAAAGUAAAUUGCCUGUUAAAAUUUCCAAAAGCUUUACGUCAAAAAUAUUUCGAAUCAGUUUUGCAAAGUAUAUUUUAUUGAGCAAAAAAAUUGUUUGUAACGUCAACUAUUUUAAGUCCUGGUUUACAUGAGAAUUUAAGACCUUGAUGAUCUGUAUGCGAAAUUCUAUUGUUAGUGGCUGCACAUUAGGCCAAAUUUUAAUCAUGAGUUUUGAAUCAGUUUUAUCGCAAAAACAGUACCUCUUAUAGAAGAGGGCUCUUGACAAUUUAAGGUGAAAGUUUUUUUGAGCAAUUAUUUAAACUAAAUGAACAACAAUCCAAAACAAUUCGAAAAAUAAAUAAAAUAGAAUUUUGAUUGACAAACAAACAAACACACACUAGUUUAAGCUGAUAAAUAUGCAAUGGUCGCCACAUUAUUGGAAACGGCUUAAGCAAUUGCUCAGGAAAUCAGCCCACGAUGCAACAUUACUUUUCACUUUUUAAGAAAGAACGGGAUCGCCAUUGCUGGAUUUGAGUUUCUGCCAAAACAGACGAACGUUCAAUACUGCAGAAAAUAGCGCCGGAGAUCGGGAAAUUUUGUAGAUUUGAACGUAUUUAUUUUCUACCAGCAAAGAUAUAGCGUGGUUAAUUUGAUUGUGUUUGUAUUGUGGUAGGAAGCAAAUUGCUUUCGAGUGUGCAAGCUAUUUCUAUUGCCAUACAAGCAAAAUUAACCGAGCUAUUUGGAUCUCCUGCGAUCUUUUACACAAUUGAUAUGUUCAAAUUUCACAGCGUUUCCUAGUUUUAAGCGCUCUGUUCUAUAGCAUCGUUUGUUUUUCUGUCUUUGCGGAAAUUUAAGUCUAAUUGUUUUUGGUGUACUCGCGGUGUAAAUGUUUAAACGUACAAAUUUCAAUUCUCCAUUCAGACCUUCUUUAUUUUUUUUAAGAAGCGGCUAAGAUUUCAAAUUCAGGAACAAGCUUUAAGUAUUUUUGCUGAAAGACGCCUUGGUAAAUUAUGCAGCGCAAUUUCUUUCUGAAAAUCUUAUUGUUGUUUAGAUAAAUUUUUAUGUUAAUUUCUUGUCUUCACGAAAAUAUGAUUGGAAUGUGGCUCCAGAAGACUUAGAAAAAUACGGCGCGCCCACGGCGCAUGCGUCGUAUUUUUUUAAAAAAAUAUAAAAGUUUGUUUAUUUCAACUACUAUUAAUACUAAUAAAACAUUUUUCAACUUGUCUUUUAUUUCUUCCUCCUACUAUUAUUACAAUACAAUAAAGCACUCAACACUUUGUUCUACGUUAACUGUCUUUUAUUUAUUAUUAUUUUCAUCAAAAAUAUACUAAGUCUUUUGGCGGGAAAAUCUGAGCAAAUUUGCACAGCGUUUCCCCUGACAAUAUUUUCGAGACAAAAAUAUGCAAGACAUGCCUUUAAAAAUUUUCAGCUAAAACUUUAAUACAACUUUGCCUGCAAAAUUUUUUAAGUGAAACUUCCCAAAAUUUCCUUUUUUGCACAAGCUUAAAAACAAGUAAAACGAGCAAUAAUUUCCUAUAACUUGUCGCGCACAAGGCUACUUUGCAAGGCAAGGUGCGACUUGUUGCGCGUAUAUUACCUUCUACCAGCUCAGCAAAUUUUCACGCUGAAAAGAGUCGAAGCCUCUUCUAUCCUUUGCUCUACGAAUAUAAGUUGAACAAGUAGACGGUAAAACACACAAACUGAAUCUGUGUGCUUUACCAUCCACCCGUUCAAUUAGUUUUCGUGUUGCCAAGGGUAGAAGAGACUUCGACUCUUUGCAGCGUGAAAUUUUGCUGAGCGGGUAGAAGGUAGUAAGCGCAACAAACCACAUCUUGCCUUGCAACGUAGCCUUGUGCGCGACAAGUUACAGGAAAUUAUUGCUCGUAUUACUUGAUCUUAAAAGUUAGAAGCAAAAAUGGCAAGCUGGAAAAAGCUCAGUGUGAAAGACAGAAAAUGCGAAUCUACUCGAAAGAUUUAAAGCCAAACGAAAUAUUUCUGAGAAAAAAAAUAAAAUAUUUUCCUUGCGACAAUUUAUCGCUUUUUGGAAAGUUUCCCUCCCUUUUGUAAUUCUAUGUUUUUUUUUUUUAAAAACAGAUUUAUAGCUUGCCAAGGUGCCUCUUACGCCACCUCGUGCAACAAAAUUUUCUACUGACACCUAUUUCAGCUGACACAAUUCAUAUUCAUAGCACAGGAACCGACAAAAGUAAACUUUAAACUGCAGAAUUUUAAAAUUCCCCUAUGAUACGUUUCUUUCGGUAAGCAUUUGCUUCUCUUUGCUGUACACCCAAGUUUUUCUAUAGUUUCAAACCGCAAACCGUCCCCACCAUAAUUGAAAAAAAAAAAAAGUGAUUAUCACCCCCCAUUAUUAGAUAUUUUUCCUGUGCCACGUGAAUUGUUCACUGAAAUAAGCCUUUUACCAAACUAAUAAUAAUAACCUAGCAUAAAACCCAUUGUCUGGUUUUAAAAUGAAAAUAAAUUUGCUUGUAUUGAUUAAUCAAAAAGUGAAUUGAAUAAAACUUGGACAGACCACAUAAUCAAAUUAACGCCGAACGACAAAAUGUUCAACCAAGAAAAUGGAUGUUUUGUUAAUCAUAUCACGAGUUGUAAGGAAACAAGAUCAACGAAAUGCUGAGUUGCUUUCUAUCCACCGAUUUUUCAAACAUCUAUGAUCAUCACUCGAAAUAACCUAAUAUUCAAGAAUAAAAAUAAGCGGAAAGAGUUUCACACGACGUUUCCAUGUCGCCAUGAUGAGGUGACAAAAUAAAGUCGAGAACAAAGGUAACGAGUUUGCACGUGUGAGUGGAAAUGAAAUAUGUUAAACAAUUUCGUCCAGAUGGACGCAUAUUGCAAAAAUUUAUUAAAUAGCCCUAUUAUAAAAUUUUUUUUGAGGGAAAAUCUAAUAGUGAAAAAGUUGGAACAGUAGAAGAGUCGGUACUUUGAAUCUUCUUGUUUUUGUCAAAAUAUUGCAGCAUAAUUUCAGUCUUGACUACUUGGAGACGGUGCUGAAACACUUGAACUAAUGUAAACGUACUUUGAUUUCAUGUCACGCAAAAUUGCCAAAAGUUAUUGAACAGCUUUACAAUUUUCAGUUUUAUUUUUUGACAAUCUAGUUGUGAGGAAAACAUUUUGCAUCUCUAACUCAAGUUUGGUCCAAUUGAUAGCCGAUCAUGUAUGUUCCAUGAUUAGUUUUAUCCUUUUGAAAUCAUUAUGUACCACCACUUCAACUCUGUCAAGAUGCCGGCACACAUACAGAAUAAAGGAUCACAGUAGAUAUCAUGUAAACCAUUUUUGUCUUUUGUCUUAUGCCUUAAAAUUUUGAAACUGUGAGAGUUUUUAUCGUCUGGAAAUUGGUAGUUCUUCUUAGUGCGUAAAAUUACAAUUAAUUAAUUGAUUAAUUGUUCCAAUCUAUUAAGGAAAAGCUACGGACUGAAAAACAGUACCAUCUUUGGUUAUGAAUACACUUUUAACAGGAAAAUAUGUUGUUGUUACUUUUGCAAUUUUUGUUUAUUACGUGACCCUUUCAAGGGACCCUCUUUGACUUUCUCAAUUAAGUUUCACUAAAUUUGUUAUUUUUGUAAUUUUAUCUAUAAUUGCAACCUCCUUGAUGGCCCCUUUUCGUUUCUGAUAUACUAUUCUUUCUAUUUGUGCAAUUUUAUUUUUGCCAUCAAGUUUUUCACGUCCGAGAAGAAUUUUCCAAGUUGUGUUUUUUUUUCCGUUUUUUAUGAAUUCUGUUUUAUUUUUGCCAUUUUUUUUUUGCUGAAAUUAUGGCGAAAAUUCGAUGGCCAACGUGCUUGGUAAUCUUUGAAGGAAUUUUUCUAAAAAAAUUACUUGGUUCAUCAAUUUCAGAGCUAACUUUUCAUCGAAAUGCUUGCUUUGUGUUUUUGCCUAAGUAACUUAAAACAAAUAAAGACAGACCGAGAGCUAAUUUCGUUCCCUGCUAAACAUAUUGUUCGUUUAAUAACUGGAUUAAUGAGUUCUUCUUCUACUAAAGGAAAACUGGGAUGACGUAUUGAAACUUUGGUCACUUUUUCUUCUUUUGCGUUCAAGUCUGUGACACUCAGAACGUGGUGAAAACAGCUCGUUUAUUUUUAAUUAGAUGCCUUUUUCGAGGCAGAUUUUUAUUCGAAACGUGGUUCUUCAUUUUCUUUGAAAAAAUUUAUCCAGAAAUUCAAUUUUCUACUGAUGUUGCUGUCUGAUACUGCUACUCCAGGACAACGAAAAAUGAGAAACAAAAAUACAUGUUGCCCUUUUUAACCUGCUGAGUUCUUCUGAAAGCCAUGUUUGUUUUGCUAAAAAUUUUUCAAACCACAGAUAAUUGGCAAUUUUUUUAACCGAAAGAAUUUUCGGGGAAAAAUAAAAUUCAUCAACUGGAAUGACGUAGUCAAACUUGCUUCUUUUGCAUCAAGGUCUAUGACAUUCAAAACUUGGUCAACACAGCUGGCUUACGUUUAAUUAGAUGCCUCUAUCGAAGCAGAUUUUUAUUCCAAACCAUCGGAAAAGAUCGGAAAUCGAAGGAACAAAUUGUGUGAAUGGUUAGAAAAAUCUCUCUAGAAUUUUUGUCGGCCAUCUCUCUUAAAUUUUUUACAAGCUUUCAAAACAAUAACGCUGCUUUUCGUUGUUACUAUUGCCAAGAGCCAAGGGAACGAUUGCAGCGGUCAAAUGACGUAAUAAUUAUUCAAAAUGGCGCACGACAGGAAAGGGCCGUUUUUGACCAUCGGUUUUGUGUGUUCUUUUACCUUGCUUUGUUACAAAAAUAAAUUUUAAGUUCAAUUUGACGAGAGGCUGCUUUUUAUUAUAAGCAAAAUUCAUGAUCCUUUUCAACUGAAUUUGAUGAAAAGCGUAGUUGACUUAGUUUUUGUUUUAUUUUAAUUGUUUCGGUUUCAAGUUCUUUUUUCGAUGUCUUUGAAUGCAUCUGGAAAGUUAAUGUUGAAAGAUUAAAAAGCUGAUGUUUUAGAACUAAGAUAAAUAAAUUAUUUUAAGUUUUGAAAAAGAAACUGUUUGCUGAAGCAUACCUUCACCCUAAACACCGUGACUACACAUUCAUGUUUAGGACUGUAAGCUGUAACAAAGUGAAUUUGCCAGCAGAUUUCGUUAAUAAUUUUAUGCAGAACAGAAACAGCAAGGAAAUGAAAAAUUGUUCCAAAAAAACCAAAUAAUACUCUCUACAAAUCAAAAUUCUUACUACAUGUGCAACUUUUUCCCAUCAAGGUCUUCACAAGACAGAGAAAAUUCUUGGUACUUUUUCAACAGUUUCUAAAUUCGCGGCCUUCUCGAGGGCCCUUUUUCCUCUCUAAAAUUUAAAUUCUUUUAUUUUGCUAAAUUUGUUAUCGUGGCUUUUUUCUUCGAUUCUCGAUAGCAAGUUUGUUUUGCAUUGCAAGACAAAUUCUUGCUAAAUACACAGCCUUCUUUGAGUUUUUCAAUUUAUUAGUUUUUUCUUUUACUAAAUUUUUUUAUUUUUGCGAGUUUUGGUAGCAUUUUUUUCAAUGUUGUAGAGAUAAUUCUCGAUACUUUUGUAAAUUAAGCUAACAUCGUAACUUUCUCGAGGGCUCCCCUUUUUCUCUCUGAUUUUUAACCCUUCUAUUUUGCUUAAUUUGUUAUUUUUGCUAUUUGUGUUUGGCAUUUUUUUAAUAUUUGUUCACAUUAAAGACAAAUUUGCUUUAGCUUUUUUUUUCUAUUUUCUUGUUAUUUUCAAUGUAGUUAUAAUUGUUUUUCCUCCACUGAAAAUUUCCUUUACAUUAUUUUUUGCUAAAAUUGAGGUGAAAAUUUGGUGACAAAAUUUUUUUCAACUUUCAGUUGAGGACAUAAAUUUUCUCGUAUGAAGUUAUUGAAUAUUUUCUGUAGUCCCUCUAAACUGCUACUAGCAAAAACUUGUAUGAAUAAAUUGCUUGGUAAUAUAUACGCCAUAAGGAAUUAAACUAAGCACAGAUGAUUAAUCCAUUUCUAAGGAAUUUUUCCAAGAAUAAUUAGAUCUGCCAUUUCAGAGGUAACUUUUAAUCGAAAUUCUUGUUUUGCUUUUAUGUCUUAGAAUUUUGGAUCAAGUUGCUGAAUAUUUUCCAUAGUGCCUCUAAACUGCUACUAACAAAAACUUACUUGGUAAUACGCAUGGUUCGUAUAAUCUUAAAAAGUCCUGGAAUUCUACGCCAGACACCGUUUUCUGUAAAAUUAGAUUGUUUUGCCGAGGAAAAUUCGGCUUAUCCUCGGUGUAAGAACCUGUAAAACUCACGGGUAACUUAAAAACAUUUUUGUGCAUGAACAAUAUGUUAUUUCUGUUUCUUUAUUUCAAAUGCUAUUUCUGUACCUUAGAUGCAAUUACAAGUCAUAUCCAGUCAUUUUGCAAAGUCUUGUUGCGGAAAGUAAUAAUAAUGUAAUCAACAAUGGCCAAAGAGCUACCUUGUAAUCGAAAUGCUUGUUUCGUUUUUCUGGCUUGGAAUUUUGGAUCGUAUAAAGAUUAAUCGAGACCAAUUGUGUUAUCUGCCAGACGUAUUGUUCGUUUUGCUACUGGAAUAAUGACUUUUUUUUUUAGGAAAAACUGGAAUGACUCAGUCAAACUUUGUUCACCUUAUCUUCUUGUGCAUCAAGGUCUGUGACACUCAAAACUUGGUCAGCACGGCCGGUUCAUGCGUAAUUAGAUGCCUCUUUGGCAGCAGAUUUUUAUUCCAAAUGUGAUCUUUCUUCUUUUUUAAAUUCAAUCCAGAAAUUCGAAUUUCAGUGUUACUCUCCUACAUUAUUACUCAAGGAUAAAGAAAAAUUAAAAGCAUCUAUGUCGCUGUUUUAAACCUGAGUUCUAGUGAAAGCCAUGUUUGUUCUCUUAAAAUUUUGCAAAGCCAUUGCUAACUGACAAUUUUUUCUCCCAAAAGAAUGUUCAGAGAAUAGCAAAGGAGAAGCAUAAGUUCAUCAACUCGAACUAA